CCGUCAUCGUCGUAAUGUAACACGGGGUAGCGGCGCGGCGCGGGCGGUGCCGGCGGCGUGCGGCGGCGCGCUCGGAGAACGUCUCUGCAGAUGGCGGGCUGCGGGAGCACGCAAGAAAGCGUCCAGACAGAUGCGUGACGCAGCGCGCAGGACCGGCCCCCCGCGCCGCGCGGUGCGUGCACACUCCCCCGCGGUCGCCUCCCGCACAACAGCUCCUGACAGAACACAUCGAUUUAGCGUGGUGCGUGAACCCGCAGCGAGCUCGCUGGCCGAGGGCAGGCAGCGCGUGGUGUGCGGUGGUGGUGCAAGCGGUGCGUGGCGCCGGUGCAGGCGGUGCGUGCUGGAGCGCGUGGCGCGGGCGGGGCGGGCGCGCCGCGGCCCGGGCGCCAGUCGCUCAGAGGCAAGCGGGCGGCUCACGUCGCCCAGCGAUCUCCCGGUGCACCGCUGCAACGUUGCGGUCGCGAUCUCACGCUAAGGUACGCGACACGCGGCCCACAACUCACUGCACACAUGACUCUAUACACUUGUGCAAUUUUAAUUCAUAUCUACGAUUUCGUGCAAAUUGUUGCUCGCAUCCGACCCAUCGGCCUCUCGUGCCUCCUUAUCAAUCCUGCUAACAAGUCUCGAGGCUCGAGUUCAAGUUAAUUAAGCAUAAACGAUCCGCGCGACACGCGGCGUACAGUGUAGUCGGCGUGCGUUAUUCGAACUUUUCUCUUAUCUAAAUUUAAAUCGUCAGCUAAAAUAGUUUAGACAUUACACAGUAAUAUAGUGCUUCAGAUAUCAGUUGAAUUGUUGUUCUUACAUAUAUAACUAAUAUUUAAAGUGCCUAACGAGGUUUGCUGUAGUUUUUUAAUUAUUCAUUUUAUUCUGUUAAUAAAUAAUUGGUGUUAGAUUCACAUACAAAUACUCGUACAAACGGUGACAGUGGACCGGUAUUGAGAUAUUUCCGUGGACAAUAAUCAUAUUGGUGGAUAGUGCUUUUUUUAACCAAGCAGCUUUGAAAUUCACCGAUUAUGUUAUAAAGUGAUGGGGCGAAUUUCGAGAGGAGUGAAGAGCGCGGUCACGUGGGCGUGCGCGCAAGCGAUCGCGGAAGCGGGCGCGGAGGCGAUCGCAGACGCGUAGCGCGGCGCGGUGGCGGGUGCGCGCGCGGCAGCGGCGGCGGCGGCGGCGCAUGCACGCCACUGGCCACACGGACCGCUCGGGCGGCGGCGGCGGCGGCGGCUCUUGGCGCCUCCCGCCCGACGAAACGCUGCAAGUCGCCGACCCCAAGUCCGCCAAGGAAGACGAUCUCUACCAAGGGGAUGGUCACAACUGGAGAAGUAUCAUAUUUUCAUUGAUGGUCAUCAGUUUUGUUAUAGCCGGCAUCGUCACAGCAAUUUAUUUAUUAGGUUAUGUGGACGAGUUAUUGUACUGGUCGGGUCGACGUAUGCGCCUGGACGAGUUCCUGCGCGGAGAUCUAACGGGCGAGCGGCUGCCAACCACGUGGGUCAGCUCACACCAGCUCGUCUACCAGGCGGACGACGGAGGUCUACUCGCGCUAGAUACAUUCAACAACACACUCUCCGUGCUCGUCACCAAUCACACUCUACGGCAGCUGAAUGUGCGAGGAUACCAAUGCUCGCCGAACUUGCGCUACGUUCUCUUUCAACACAAUAUCAAGGAGGUUUAUCGGCGGACAUUUACGGCACACUACACAGUUUAUGACGUCACAAAUGACCACCACAUACCGCUGUUUGGCGACGGCCAAAGCAGCUGGGAGUGGCAGUACGCGGCGUGGCUCGGCGCCGACGGGGCCUUACUGCUGGCGGCGGAUAACGAAGUGCUGGCGAGGCCCGGGCCGCCGGCGCGCCGUGCGCCGCCUCUGCGCCUCACCAACGACGCCGCCCCUGGGCGCAUAUACAAUGGGGUCUCCGAUUGGUUAUACCAAGAGGAGGUGACGAAAACCCCAUCUGCAACUUGGGGCUCUUCUGACGGCACACUCGUAAUGUAUGCACAGUAUGACGAUAGUGCGGUCUCGGAGCUUCGAUUUCCUCGGAUCUCCGAGGGGAUCGGUGGAGCCGGCGCCGCCAGGUCCGGUUUCCUACUACCCACAAACAAUAAUAGUCUGGCUUCAGUCUUCCCUGAUCAUAUAACUAUCAGAUACCCAACGCCUGGCAGUUCUAUACCUAAAGUGAAGUUAUGGAUAGUGGUAGUAGAAAACACGACUUCUCCAACGAGAUGGGAAGUUAGACCUCCGGGAACAUUGGAUGGAAUGGAAUAUUACCUCAUAUCAGCCCAAUGGGUGGGCAAAGACAAUUCUCAUGUAGGGGUAGUGUGGAUGAACCGUGCGCAAAAUCUUACUGUAUAUAGCAGCUGUUAUGCACCUAACUGGACUUGCACUGAGACGCAUUCAGAAAAAGCAACAGAUGAACCAUGGUUAGAAGUUCAUCAACAGCCGGUGUAUUCAGAGGAUGGUAGCGCAUUCCUGCUGUUAGCAGCUGUGCAAGAGGGCGGCGGGCAAUAUUACACACACAUCAAACACGUAGAUGUGCUGCGACAACGCAUCGCUGUGCUCUCACAUGGCAAGGUUGAGGUAGCCGAGAUCCUGGCGUGGGACCAGGAUAAUCAUUUAGUUUAUUACUUAGGUUUAGACAAAGAAAAGUUGUACAUACCAAAUCUGCAUCCAGAUAUGGUGAAAGAAGCUAAUCAAAGUAGCGCAGAGAGACCGGGUCAGAGGCAUGUGUACGUUGUCCGGGACCCGAGCUAUGGUGGCGGCAGUAACUCUGUGAGAGCGCGGGCUGAGCGCGAGGAACCUCGGUGCCUUACGUGUGAACUGGCCGUCUGGCCAGCUCGACUACACUACGCCAAUUGCUCUUAUUGGAGAGCCACUUUCUCGCCGCCAAAACCAAGAGUUGGAAUAUCGCAUUAUGUUCUAGAAUGCGGCGGUCCCGGUCCCCCUCUUGCAGGAUUACAUGAUGCUAGAACACAUAAGCUAGAGAGAAUAUUGUAUGACACGAGGCCUUAUAGAUCGGUUCGGCUGCGCGAGUUAGCUUUACCUACGCGACGGUCGUUCGACGUUCAACUAAGCAGCGGCUCCAAAGCCCGAGUGCAGCUGCUGUUACCGCCUUCAUGGCGCGAAGAGUUGCGCGACGCUGCCUUCCCAGUUCUCGUUCACGUAGACGGACGGCCUGGCAGCCAACAGGUGACGGAGAAGUUCCUGGUGGACUGGGGCUCGUACAUGUCGUCGCGUAACGAUGUAGUCUACGUGAAGCUGGACGUGGCGGGCGCUAGGGGCCUUCCUCGGGCACUGCUGCGAGGUCGCCUCGGGGGUGUCGAGGUCGCAGACCAGUUGGCUGUUAUUAGAUAUUUAUUAGACACUUUCAAAUUUUUGGACGUAACCCGCGUCGCAGUGUGGGGCUGGGGUUAUGGCGGAUACGUAACUGCCAUGCUGCUUGGCUCUCAGCAAUCGACACUCAAAUGUGGCAUCGCCGUCUCACCAAUCACCGAUUGGCUUUAUUACAACGCGGCGUUCACGGAGCGGAUCUUAGGGCAGCCGUCGGUGAACUACAAAGGUUACGUGGAGGCGGACGCGUCGCAGCGCGCGCACCACGUGCCGCCGCACGCGCUGUACCUGGUGCACGGCAUGGCCGACAUGAGCGCGCCCUACCCACACGCGCUGCAGCUCGCGCGCGCGCUCACCGACGCUGGCGUACUUUUCCGAUACCAAGCUUACGCUGACGAAGGGCAUGACCUAAAAGGAGUUAUCGAGCACGUAUACCGUUCGAUGGAGGAUUACCUACGCGAGUGCCUCUCCCUCGACCCCGAGGAUACCAAGCUACCCCCUCCUGACAGAUAAAAGUGAUAUUUGCAAACAAUCAACCGAGCAAUAAUUUGUACCCGACCGUCUCAAUACAUAUAUCCAAAUGUUAUUAAAUUCCUGUCUGUAAAUAUGUACAUGAAAUAGUGCUUUAAUGAAAUGUGUUCCCCUCGUUUGGUUCAACAAUGCCUUCUAAUCGUAAAAUCUCAUACAUCAUUAUUUUUGGCGACAGCGAGAGAGCGAGGGUUAUGUGAUUAGAUAUAGAAUCGUAACUUAUGAUAAUAAGAAGUCCGUUCUGUUAUGACAAUUUUGCAUUAUUAAUUAAAUUAUUAACUAGCAAUAGUGUAUUUACUACUAGAUUCAUUUUGUAAUAGAUAGAGAUACAAAAGAGAACGGGCUGCGAUGGUUAGAUUAAUUCUUCAAAUUGAAUAAUGUAAUUCUCAUUCGAUCCAUGAAACUUCGCUUCAGCACCCUUCGCCUAAACUAUCAUACCGUGUCUUCUAAUCUAAGUAAAGCCUAGAUAGGAAAUAAAUUCUGAACAUGAAUUAAAAAUAAUUUUAUAACAAGUACAUAAGGUCCAUUUUCCAGAUCACUAUUAUGUACAUUUCAUUAAAUGAACACAUCGUGUUGUACAUUAUGGUCAUACUGUUCGUUAUUCAUAAACUUUCGAGCUUGUUCUAUUAGGCUUUUACUGUUUUCUACCGUCGCCUUUAUUAUACCAAGUCUUUUUAUCGUCUUCAUUCUAAAAUGGUACGUAGUUUACUGUUAGUUU
Messenger RNA from Galleria mellonella (greater wax moth), 4568 nucleotides. RefSeq names its product inactive dipeptidyl peptidase 10. The coding region runs from base 1172 to 3835 and encodes 887 amino acids. Gene Ontology annotation, biological process: proteolysis. Gene Ontology annotation, molecular function: dipeptidyl-peptidase activity; serine-type peptidase activity. The record is from RefSeq and is a predicted model, not a curated record. Lineage: Eukaryota; Metazoa; Arthropoda; Insecta; Lepidoptera; Pyralidae. The transcript has 19 exons.